UUUAGAAACUUCUCCAGGGGGAAAGUGUUGGGAGAUCUACAAAGUGGAAUUCUUUUCUUUUUCCUCUUUUCCUCCUUUGCUCUCUUUGUCAAAGAGACUUUGUAAAAAAAAACCUUCAACAGAAAACCUCUUUGUUGUUUUUAACCCAAUCUAGGAAAAGGAGGGGUUUUUUUUAACCAAAAAAAAAAAAAAAUUACAGCUAGUCCCAAGCUAAAAUCUCUUCUUGACAAAGCUCAUCUUUUACCUGCUUUAGUGCUACUCCAGACAUUUUUUAAAUUUGCUGCAGAUCAUAUCAGGACAGUCGAAAAGAAGCUUGUUCAAUUCUUCGCUUCCUCCCCAGCCUCUUGCAGACUUUGCUUCUUAGUGGGGCGUGUGGAUUAUGUUAUACUUCUUUGUGCAGCCUCGCCAAAGCUACUCUUGCUCUUUAAUUUUUUUUUGAACCCUUUUUUCCGGUGACUUUUUUGUUUCCCUUUUUUGAAAUUACCAAUCUGUUGCAUCUGUAGUUCUUGCAACUGUCAGCUGCAGACAAACCUGUGAUAGCCUUUCUUUUAUAACAAUCUAGGUGUUCUCUUUUUUCCAACAUUCUGAUUAAACCUCUUUUGGAAUCUUAAAGGAGAAGAGACUUCCCCCCCCCCUUUUUUUUUUGGUCUCCAAAAAAAAAAAAGAACUUUGUUGUUGUUUUUUCCUUUCACAACUCCUGCACCAGUGCGCCUUGACAAGAGCCUUGAAGAUGUUCCUGAUGCAGGCGCUGCUCGUGUCUCUGUGCCUGGGGCUUUCACAGAGCUUGGGUUCCUUUGUGCACUGUGAAUCUUGUGACGAGAAAGCCCUCUCCAUGUGCCCUCCCAGCCCUGUGGGCUGCGAACUGGUGAAGGAGCCCGGUUGUGGAUGCUGCAUGACGUGCGCCCUGGCUGAAGGGCAGUCCUGUGGGGUGUACACAGAGCGAUGCGCCCAGGGCUUGCGCUGCCUGCCGCGUCAAGGCGAGGAGAAGCCCUUGCAUGCCCUGCUCCAUGGCAGAGGGAUCUGCCUGAAUGAAAAGAGCUACCGAGAGCAAGCUAAGAAUGAAAGGGAAUCCCGUGAGCACGAAGAACCAACCACUUCUGAGAUGGCUGAGGAGACUUAUUCAUCCAAAUUGUACAGAAACAAGGGGUUUGGGCGCUACUCAGAACUAAAGGCAGAGGCAGUGAAGAAAGACCGCAAAAAGAAAUUGACUUUAUCUAAGAUUGUGGGUGGGGCAGAAAAUACUGCACACCCUCGAGUUGCUGCUCCGGAACUAAGACCAGAAUUCGAAUUGGGCCCUUGCCGUCGGCAAAUGGAGGCAUCAUUACAGGAGCUCAAAUCCAGCCAGCGAAUGAUCCCUCGAGCUGUUCAUCUUCCCAACUGUGACAGGAAAGGUUUCUAUAAAAGGAAACAGUGCAAACCAUCUCGGGGCCGAAAACGUGGCCUGUGCUGGUGUGUGGACAAGUAUGGAUUGAAGCUGCCAGGAACUGAUUAUGUAGCUGGAGACCUGCAGUGUCACAAUUUUGACAGCGGAAACACAGAAUGAAGAUCCUGGUUGCCUCUCUCUCUGCCAGAGCCCUUCCCCACCCAUCACCCACCCACACCUCACGAUGCCCCCAAAGACUGAUUCCUUUCAUCUCAUUUAAGGAACUGUGGACCUCGGAAUCUACAGCAUAUGUCAUCAGCUUCUCUCAGUGGCAAUGACAGAGACUGAAGGGGAAAAGGCAACCCAUUAAGGCAGAAGGGAAGGAAGGAAGGAA
Thamnophis sirtalis is the source of this 1757-nucleotide messenger RNA. It is a transcript of the gene IGFBP5, whose product is annotated as insulin like growth factor binding protein 5. The record is from RefSeq and is a predicted model, not a curated record. NCBI's taxonomy places the organism in Eukaryota, Metazoa, Chordata, Lepidosauria, Squamata, Natricidae. Gene Ontology annotation, molecular function: fibronectin binding; insulin-like growth factor II binding; insulin-like growth factor I binding. Gene Ontology annotation, biological process: regulation of insulin-like growth factor receptor signaling pathway. Gene Ontology annotation, cellular component: extracellular region.